AUGGAAACAUCCAUGUAUAACCCCCGAAUCGAAAGUAAUGCUGUGAUACUUGGUGUCGAACAAGCGCUAUUGUAUUUAGACUUCAUUCAGCCACCUGCAAAAAAUCGACCAUCUCGUUGGAAAACAUUUACAGCAACACAAGUCGAUCCAACAGCGGCGCUUUCGAAAUUUGACGAACGUUGGUAG
This is a messenger RNA of Plasmopara halstedii, 186 nucleotides long. RefSeq lists its product as uncharacterized. The transcript has 4 exons. NCBI's taxonomy places the organism in Eukaryota, Oomycota, Peronosporomycetes, Peronosporales, Peronosporaceae. Bases 1 to 186 code for a protein of 61 amino acids. The record is from RefSeq and is a predicted model, not a curated record.